AUGACGACACCGGCCAAGUUGUACGGCAGAGAAUUGUCCACAUACGAUGAAAUUGAUGUCGACGAACUUUUGUCGAAGUUGACACAAGAAGAGCUGACUAUGCUCGCUAAGGAAGUAGACCCCGAUGACACAUUUUUACCACCAUCACAAAGGACAAACUAUGCAUGUGAAAAGGAUCCCACUGGCCCGCUGAAUCGUAAGAAAUUGAUUGAACAUAUUAAUAAGCAGGCACUUGAGACGCCUGAUAGGCCAGAGGUGAAACCAUAUGUCGCCGGUGUUGUUAGAGGGAAAAAGUGGAUUCCACCACCACCUCCAGAGAAAGUCCGUGAUGCAGAUGAACAAAUUACAAUAGAUCUAGGUGAUGAAUAUGAGCAGGCUCUCACCUCUGCCUCACAGGAGGAAAUCAUCGACCUUGCCGCUAUUCUCGGGUUCCACUCAAUGAUGAAUCAGGACCAGUACCACGCCUCAUUAUUAAACAAGGGGCAACCUGUUGGCCUCGGAUGGGACGGUAUCACAAAAGCGACUAAACCGAAGGUGUACCCAAUGGACCCACCAAACGACACAGACCCCGAAGAUACCAUCAAAAGGGUGAAGGAGAAUGACCAGAAUCUGACAGAUCUCAAUUGGAAUAAUAUUAAGAACAUAAGCGAUGAGAAAUUCGAGAAACUCUUCGAAGGGUUAAAAACAAAUACACAUUUAGAAGUUCUUUCGCUGGUUAACGUGGGUCUGAACGACCGCACGGCCCAACUUUUGGCUGACGCCUUGGAACAGAAUGCGACAUUGCGAGUGGUUAAUGUGGAGACUAACUUUAUUAGCCCUCCUGGUGUGGUGCAAUUGGUUAAAUCCCUGCUUACAACGACCAUUGUUGAGGAGUUCCGGGCUUCCAACCAGCGGUCGCAAGUCCUCGGCAACAAGAUUGAGAUGGAAAUAACGAAGUUGGUGGAAGCAAAUCCCACUUUGCUCCGACUGGGUCUGCACCUCGAGUACAGCGACGCUCGCCAUCGCGUCGCCAGCCAUCUGCAGAGGAACAUCGACAGAAAUUGCCGAGUGCAAAAGCGCACUAACGUGUCACUGCGACUCCGCCUGCCCGGACGGCCGCCCGCGGUGGGCGUCGACGCUAGCUUGUUGAACCUCACGCCGCCCAGCGCCGAAACACCCACGCCCACUAAAGAGACGGUAAUACCGGUCAUCGACGAAAGCGUCGAAAACACGAUCCUCAUACCGGCAGACAUUGUUCAGGAGCAGAACGGACGUAGCCCGACGACCACGCAAUUGCCAAACUUUAACCCCAAUCCAUACUCGUGGCAGAGCUCUUCGCUUGAGUCGAUGCACCCGCAGUCGUAG
This is a messenger RNA of Pieris macdunnoughi, 1344 nucleotides long. Lineage: Eukaryota; Metazoa; Arthropoda; Insecta; Lepidoptera; Pieridae. The record is from the annotation of a GenBank genome assembly.